Messenger RNA from Spirodela intermedia, 3924 nucleotides. NCBI's taxonomy places the organism in Eukaryota, Viridiplantae, Streptophyta, Magnoliopsida, Alismatales, Araceae. The record is from the annotation of a GenBank genome assembly.
AUGGGGAGCACCGGCGGCGAAAGGGUCCCUUACAGCGGACCGCUGAGCGGGUCUCUCAGCGGGCCUCUCAGCGGGCCGCUCAACAAGCGAGGCACCAAAAAGAGCGCCCGCUUCAACAUCCCAGACCACCAGGGGCCGUCCAGGGAACCCCCCGGAGGAGAAGACUAUGUCGAAAUCACGCUCGACUUCCAUGACGACUCGGUGGCGGUGCACAGCGUGAAGCCGGCCGGUGGGGGAGGGGCCUUGGAGGAGGAGGACCCGGAGGUGACGCUAUUGGCCAAGACGCUCGAGCGGCGAUCAGCCUCGUUCGGGGCUUCCGUUUUCCGCAGCGCGUCUAAUCGAAUCCGUCAGGUCUCCCAUGAGCUGAAGCGGCUCGCCUCCGUCACGCGGCGACCCGAAGGCAACGCGGCAACGGGCCACGUUGACCGGAGCAAAUCGGCGGCGACGCACGCGCUCAAGGGGCUCAAGUUCAUCAGUAAGGCCGACGCGGCCAACGGGUGGUCCGCCGUGGAGAAGCGCUUCGACAGUCUUGCCGUCGACGGGAGACUUCCCCGCGCCCUCUUCGGCCAGUGCAUCGGUACGGGUGGUGCCGCCUACUGUCUCCCUUCUCUCUCUUGUCAAUUGUCUUUUUCUCUCUGCCGACAAAAUAAAUCAUUGGUGGAAAUCUUUGCAAUUUUUUUCGUUCAGGGAUGAAAGAAUCCAAGGAGUUCGCCUUAGUUCUCUUCGACGCGAUGGCGAGGAGGAGGAACAUCAUGUCGGGCUCGGUCAACAAGGAGGAGCUGAAGGAAUUCUGGGAGCAGAUGUCCGACCAGAGCUUCGACUCCCGUCUCCAGACCUUCUUCGACAUGUAAAAUUCCCUCCCUCCCGCCCCUUAAACUCCCCUUUCGCCACUUUUUCCCGAAACAGACAUCUCUGAACCAGCACGGUGGCGCAUAAUGCAGGGUCGACCAAGACUCCGACGGCCGGAUCACGGAGGAAGAAGUCAAAGAGGUCAGUGGUUUCCAUCAUCUUUUUCGCCGAUCAGGGCGACGCCUGGUUCCGGCGCUUAACUCUCGCGGACGAUGGGGUUGAAUAUGCAGAUCAUAUCAUUGAGCGCUUCGGCCAACAAGCUGUCGAAAAUCCAAGACCAGGCGGAGGAGUACGCCGCGCUGAUCAUGGAGGAGUUGGACCCUGACAAUCUCGGCUACGUCGAGGUAAGACUGCUAGUACUAGUAGUAAUAAAAGUAAUCGAAGAACAAUUUUGAGAAAAGUCCGCUCAAUUCAGUCCUAAUCUGGGGAGGAUUGCAUCUGAUUUGGUAACAAAAUCAUUGUGCAGAUAUACAAUCUGGAGAUGCUGCUGCUGCAGGGGCCGACCUACACGGCGGCAGGGGGAGGCAUGACGACCAGCCGGAAUCUAAGCCAGAUGCUGAGCCAGAAGCUGCGGUCGACCAGGGAAUCCAACCCGCUCAAGCGAUGGUGGCAGAAGGGCCGAUACUUCCUGGAGGACAACUGGCGGCGGUUGUGGGUGAUAGCCCUCUGGCUGGGAGCCUGCGCGGGACUCUUCACCUGGAAGUUCAUCCAGUACAGAGAGCGCGCUGUAUUUCAUGUCAUGGGCUACUGCGUCUCCACGGCCAAGGGCGGCGCCGAGACCACCAAGCUCAACAUGGCUCUCAUUCUCCUUCCGGUCUGCCGCAACACCAUCACCUGGCUCCGAAACCGCACUGGCCUCGGCACCGUCGUCCCCUUCGACGACAACCUCAACUUCCACAAGGUACCCAAAACUGCUCCCCUCUGGUGCUCCCCACUGCAACCGUUUCCAUUGGGACGGAGACUUGCCAAGGAAAAUUAUGCGCCGAUGAGAAUAUAUUAAAAUAAAGUAGAGGGCUUUGGGAUUCCCUCUGGUACGGUCUAGUCCUUCAGAAUCCUGUUGGCCUGAUAUCUCCUAUUGCAUGCCAUUGGCGGGCAGGUAAUAGCGGCUGGCAUCGCCGUAGGAGUGGGGAUGCACGCGAUCGCCCAUCUGACGUGCGAUUUCCCGCGGCUGCUGCACGCGACGGACAGCGAGUACGAGCCGAUGAAGCGCUUCUUCGGCUCGGAGCGGCCCAAUAACUACUGGUGGUUCGUCAAGGGCACCGAGGGGUGGACGGGCAUCGUCAUGGUGGUGCUCAUGACAAUCGCCUUCACCCUCGCAACCCCGUGGUUCCGCCGCAACAAGAUCAACCUCCCCAAGCCCCUCAAGAGGCUCUCCGGGUUCAACGCCUUCUGGUACACUCACCACCUCUUCAUCAUCGUCUACGCUCUGUAUAUCGUCCACGGCUACUUCCUCUACCUCACCAAGGAGUGGUACAAAAAGACGGUGAGCCCCUCGCCGCCCCACCGCCGUUCGACUUUAUGACUGCGACUAGCUCCUCACUGACCGGAAAACGUGCUUUUGGCGCAGACAUGGAUGUAUGUGGCCGUGCCAAUGUUCCUGUACGCGUGCGAGAGGCUUCUCCGGGCCUUCCGCUCCGGCGUCUGGCCGGUGAGGAUUCUGAAGGUGGCGGUGUACCCAGGGAACGUCCUGACGCUGCAGGUGUCGAAGCCGCCGGGCUUCAAGUACCGAAGCGGGCAGUACAUGUUCGUCAACUGCGCCGCCGUCUCCCCCUUCCAGUGGUACGCUAUCCUUUAAGCUCUUCUCCAUGGCCGGAUGGAUGGCCUCCUUCCUUAUCGGAUUCGCGCCAACCUGCGUCGUUCGGUGGCGCAGGCACCCCUUCUCGAUCACGUCGGCGCCGGAGGACGACUACCUCAGUGUUCACAUCCGGACCUUGGGCGACUGGACCCGUCAGCUUAAGGUCGUCUUCUCUGAGGUAUGAAUCUCCUCUUCCCAUUAGAACCAUUCGAUGUUAAAACUGGAAACACUGUGACUUAGGUUGAUUUCUCCGAUAGGCCUUGGUUCGAUGUUAACUGCAGACGGCGAGUUUUCUGAUAAGUCCGUUGCGACGGUGUUUUUCUGCAGGCGUGCCAGCCGCCGACCGGCGGGAAGAGCGGGCUUCUGCGGGCGGACGUCAACGGCGACGACGGCCCCAACCCACGGUAUGUUACUCUCCCCCAUCCUCCCGCCUCCUCCGUUCGACCACGUUGAACUUCGCCAUCGUCGGCCCCGCUGAUCAUCUUAUCCUUGCUUGCGUCUGUGACUUGGCAGCUUGCCCAAGGUUCUGAUCGACGGGCCGUAUGGGGCGCCGGCGCAGGACUACAAGAAGUACGAGGUGGUGCUGCUGGUGGGCCUGGGCAUUGGGGCCACGCCCUUCAUCAGCAUCGUCAAGGACAUAGUCAAUAACAUGAAGCAUCUCUCGGAGGAGGGCCGUGGUGCUGGAGACGACGACGUGGAGUCCGGCAACCGCCGCCGAGGAGGGUCCGGCAGCAGCGCUUUCCGGACCCGACGUGCCUACUUCUACUGGGUGACCCGGGAGCAGGGAUCGUUCGACUGGUUCAAGGGUGUCAUGAACGAGGUGGCGGAGACGGACAAGGAUGGCGUCAUCGAGUUGCACAAUUACUGCACUAGCGUCUACGAGGAAGGAGAUGCCCGAUCUGCAUUGAUAGCCAUGCUUCAGAGCCUCAACCACGCCAAACACGGCGUGGAUGUCGUCUCCGGCACCCGCGUGAAGACCCACUUCGCCAAGCCCAACUGGCGCAACGUCUACAAGAGCCUCGCUCUCAAUCACCGCGACAAACGCAUCGGUAACCAUCUCUCUCUCUCUCUCUCUCUCUCUCUCUCUCUCUCUAGCUCGGCCUAUUCGAAGGCCUUCUCAGAGCCUUCUCGUCGGCGAGUCCUGAUCCACUUCCAAUGCGGUGGCUGCAGGAGUGUUCUACUGCGGAGCGCCGGCGCUGACGAAGGAGCUCCGCCAUCUGGCCCUCGACUUCUCCCGAAAGACAUCCACCAAGUUCGACUUCCACAAGGAAAACUUCUGA